This is a messenger RNA of Lytechinus pictus (painted urchin), 2368 nucleotides long. RefSeq lists its product as uncharacterized. The transcript is spliced from 9 exons. The coding region runs from base 14 to 2368 and encodes 784 amino acids. Lineage: Eukaryota; Metazoa; Echinodermata; Echinoidea; Temnopleuroida; Toxopneustidae. The record is from RefSeq and is a predicted model, not a curated record.
CGGCCGUGUAACCAUGACCGAUGAAAGAGCACUUGAUUCAAGUUUUGAUCGAAAUGGAAGAGUCGUCCAACUCCAAGAAAAGAUUCUGAACAAAAAUGCCAGCAAUACCCAAGUCUACAUCGACGACCGGCAGCAUGGGCGGUUUGAUGUCGCAAAGUUAUCUGCUGCAGGGGACCAAGCCAAAGUCGAGACUGUAGUCGAUGCUGGUCUUGACAAAUUUUACGAGAACGAUGCCAAGUUUAAUGAAAUAUCUGGGUAUGAGGACAUGAGAGAACUGCUCAGCAGUGAAGAUGCCCUCUCGGGUGGCUAUUCAGGAGGGGAAGAAAUAUUUCUUGAAGAUCAUUCCCCGAUGGACGAAUCUGAGUCGACAGAGGAUGAAGUCGAUGAUGAUGUCGGCAUUGAUGUUACUUACAAAAACCGUCGUCAAUGUAAUGAUCCAUCAUCUCUCGUGGUCAUUGGUCGUGGAAUUUGUCUCCACACUCCUCCUCGUGACGGACCAAUAGAGAAAGAAAAAGGAAGUCAACGACCACAGCCGGAAGGAGAAGCAGAAUCUGACGCUUCCUCGCCUACAACAGACGAUAUCCAGAUAGAUCCUGAGAUCUUCCUACCGACCCCAUCGACACCCCCGGAGUCCAAGCGAGCGGGAUCGUCUCGACGUCCGACACUCAGUCCCGUCAUCGAAGAAGACGUCCGUGAAUACAUGCAAACAUGGCGUUACGAAGACGAGGACGAUGAGCGCGAGGGUGAUGUCGAUUCUGGGGCUGGAGACUCGACGUCGAACGUGGUAGAAUCCGUCAUCAACCUUGGUUCCGAUGAGGAUUACGCAAACGAGAUUUCGAGGGUUCUAUCAUCGGCAGCUGUAGAUGCCGCACUCGCUGAGAUUGAUAAUGAAGAAGAAAAGAUACGGCCACCAAAAAAUCCGCCGACCGGAUGCAACGAUGACUUGGAUGAUAGCUGUGAUGAUAUUGUCAUCAUCCUCCCAGAGGCACAGGAAUUAAACUACUACAACGUUCCAGUCGGGUGUAGUCUUGACGACAGCCUUCAGGAUGCGGCAAACGCACGGGCUCAAUUGGACGCACAAGCAGAUUUCUUAGAGAAUAGUCUUAAUUGCCUGGAGGUCACUCUAGAUCGAAUGUCACUCAAUGAGGCCGUGAUGCCGGACGGAAGUGUGGUGUUCCUGAGAGAUCAGCUGAGAAAGGCAAAGACCGGUCACCUCUUGAGAGCUUGGGAAAGGACAAAAGAUCAACCAGCCGACGAGUAUCUGUCAUGUGCUGAAUUAGAGACUCCUCUAGCCCAGAUACAGAGGGAGCUAUACCAGGAACAGAUCAAGAGUUAUAACACAGCCAACGAGGAGAUGAGGACUGCAGUCACACAGGCAACACUGCAGGAACAAGCUCUCCGUGGUCAGGCUCGCCAGGUCCAGCAGACGUACAACGGCCUGGAGCAGAACAUCGCUAACCUAUCCAAUGAACUUGUUGGGCUCCAGGACAGACAGCACCACUUGCAGAAUGCUAUGAUGGAAGAACGGGUUGCAAAAGAGGCUGCACAGCGUGAACAUGAGAGGAUCUAUCGCAGAAGUAGUAGUGACGUUAUCGACGCCAACAACGACAUUCUGAGGGAGAGCCACAUUCGACGACCAAGACAGCCCGAAUGGACAUCAGAUCAAUCUGCCUCGACGUCAUCAAGCGAAGAUAUCCCAACAUCGAGUCUCUACCAACACGAAGGUGGGCAGCGAUGGUGGUCGCAAAGGGGGAGUAGGCAGCAGGAAUGUGAUUACAUCCAGCCUCCCCCAUGGCGGAGAGGCUACAGACCAUCAGGUGGGCGGCGCUUCGGGUUUGGCCAACGACCAAAUUGGAGGAGCAACCACGGUAACUGGAGAUGGAGCGAGACACGAGAUGGAACACGCCCAUGGGAGCGUCGAAGACCACCACCACCGCCACACGUGCACCGCCCAUUUGUUGACCGACCACGCCCACCUCCCCCGGCGCCGUUCACGCCUCCGUUUAAAAGAGAGACGGAGGUUAUGCUGACGCAGUACUUCCAUGAGAUGGGACGAGUGGAGAAUCUCCUGCGGGAACGCGGUUUCGCCAAGGGUCCUGCGGCUACCGCGCCGGUCACGCCCUACCGCCCUCAUCCGACGCGGUACCAGCGUUACUCCGGUUAUCACCGAGGAGGAUGGGAUCAAAGGAUGGGAUCCAGGUCGUUGCCGUCAAUGAGAGGAUAUGGGUUUCCAUACCGUGAACGAUCUCAACGAAGCGCCGAUUGGUUUGACACAAGCCGAUCGCAAACCAAUAACCAGAUGAGUCAAAGGCACUCUGAGGAAGAGAUGCCAGCCACUACUGUUGUACAUGCUGCUGCUUCGGCAUAG